This is a messenger RNA of Capra hircus (goat), 769 nucleotides long. Its product is annotated as lysozyme C-3-like. The record is from RefSeq and is a predicted model, not a curated record. Gene Ontology annotation, biological process: defense response to Gram-negative bacterium; defense response to Gram-positive bacterium. Bases 16 to 390 code for a protein of 124 amino acids. Lineage: Eukaryota; Metazoa; Chordata; Mammalia; Artiodactyla; Bovidae. The transcript has 2 exons. Gene Ontology annotation, molecular function: lysozyme activity.
GAGGGAAGUGAAAAGAUGUUACAUAGCAAGUCCAGCUCACACUGGUCAGCCUGGAGGUCUGGCUUCUCAGUCAACGUGAGGGCUGUCCUUAUUCUGGGGCUUCUCCUCCUUUCUGUCACUGUCCAGGGCAAGAAAUUUCAGAGGUGUGAGCUUGCCAGAACUCUGAAGAAGCUUGGAUUGGAUGGCUAUAAGGGAGUCAGCCUGGCAAACUGGUUGUGUUUGACCAAAUGGGAAAGCAGUUAUAACACAAAAGCUACAAACUACAAUCCUAGCAGUGAAAACACUGAUUAUGGGAUAUUUCAGAUCAACAGAAAAUGGUGGUGUAAUGAUGGCAAAACCCCCAAAGCAGUUGACGGCUGUCACGUGUCCCGCAGCAGUAAGACAAGAUGAUGUUGAGUGAUGGCUCAGGCCACAGCUGGUUAUACCUAUAAGAAUAGAGAUUCAGCAGAAAUGAAAAUGUCCUGAAGAGUUCAUUAGGGACCUAGAAAAAUUCCACCAUAACUUCUGUAAACUCUCUAUUAUCCUUCUCCUAAUUUCUUAACUAAGAAAUUAAAGAACUUGUAUCUUAAAAGGUUGCUGUUUGCUAACAUACAGGUUAAUUUACACAUUUGUUUAAUUGGAGUGAAAUAAAUAUUCUAUUGAGUUUCUUUUGAAAUAGAGAUAACAUGUGCAAUCUUAGCUGCACAAAAUAUUGGAGAACAAUCCAGAAUUUAUAUUGUUAAAAUUUUAUACAUUAAAAUUCCUAAUAAAGAAGAUUGGUCUAAGAAUA